CAGCCUUGGCCACACCGGGAGAGAAAGGGAAGCCCACCAGCGACGGCGGGGACGCGCUUUGCGAUCUACACGCAGACUGAAAUAAUCUACAAAACAUAAUGAAAUAUGUAGCGUGGAAAGGCUUUCCCAAAAAAUAAUUUCCACUCAUCCUGACUGGUGAGCAUCAAAGGGGCAAUCAGAAUAUGAGAAGAUCAAAACUUCUGUAGUGUCUGUUAACGCAACAGACUGGAAAGCUCCACUUUGUGCUUCCUUAUGAGAAAUGAAUAUAAAAUUGCAGCUCAUUGAAGAAAAGUUAACCCCAAGUUGUGAAAAAUGCUUGAGAAACGGUAGCCCCGAAGGUCAACCACCCAUUUCAUUAAUGACUCAUAUGGACCAUGCAGGGGAGUAAGAAACACGGGGAUGGACAGAGUGAUUCCUCCAGCAUUGGGAGUCUGCUGGAUGACACUGACAGAGAAGUGUGCAGCCUCACCGACCGAGCUUUCAAAAGUCUGUGCGUGGCUGAGCUUCAAACCCCUUACACAGAAGCAGACCCCAUAGGGCCAUCUGGCAUCUCCCACCAGUUCUCUAGCAAAUUCUUUCACGGUCCCUGGAAUUCUGCCGUCAAGAAAAACACCACCUUCCACAGGCAACUGUCAGAAAAGGAGCGUGCAACAUUCCUACUUUCAAAAGUUUCUACUAACUGCAAAACUCACGAAGACAAGAAGUGUUCUCUAAUCAGCCCAAGCAUAAGAAGAAAACUAGACUUGCCCCUGACUGAUCUGCACAACUGUACACAUAUCUCAAAAGUGUCUUCUUUGAUAAAGACCUUUAAUAAGGUUGACAACCAGGUCUCACUACUGAUAGCCAAGCAGCCGGCAAGCAGUGGUUGGACAGGGUGUCCGUUAAUUUGUGGAGACGAAACGGCUUUCUGGAGUGACAGAACAAUUGUAAACAUCCAAACGGGGAUCUCUGAACUUCCAGACCCGCGUCCAAGUGUAGCAGGCCCCAGCAAUCAGCGCAAAGGACACAGCAAAAUAGACCUGGCCUGUCUGAGGCUGCCUGUUUCUCAGCUUUCUCAGGCAAAGGCUUCGAAUGUACCCAAGUUCAGCAUCUCUGACAAGAUGAUGAAAACCAGAACUGGGAAAGCGAAAGAACUAGCCAGAAAAAGUAGCUUUCUCCACAGCGAAAAUAGCGCUUUUGAGUCGUGGAAUGCACACCAUAAAAAACGAAUUGAAAUAGGAGAGAGGAUGCCCAAAGAUGGCAGCCUCGGUUACUUUGAGGAAACGCCUUUCUUUAAGAAGCCUUGCGCUUCUGAGCCAAAAGCGAUGGGUGCCUUCAUGAUGGAAGAAAACGUCUCCAAUGAUCCUUCACCAAAGUCUCUCUCCAAGGCCUCCUUGCCUUCGGUGCCUCUGGAAGGGGUAUGUUUUCCCUCACCGGCUGAUGCAGAAAGUGCUGUUGCCCAACAGCUGUUGCCCCAGGUACUUGCACCUGUGUACGAGAGUCCUUCUCCAGCCUCCCUGACUUCUAGCACGCUUUUCCCACCAAGAAUGGGCCCCCCAUUUCCAGUGUCCAAGGUGCCAGCCUCCCCGCCCUCUUUCCCUCAGACCUCUCUCCCUCCAGAAGCAGCAUUCCAGCCCACCGAAGCGCAGGAAAUACUGACACCGCCACCGCCACAUGUUUCUAUAUUAGCAGAGAAAACCACCAAGCCAGACUUUGCACUUAGGGUAGGAAGUGGCUGCCCUCCACCCUGGAGGAAACAAAAGGCUACUCUUAGUAGAAUGAAACUGGCAGAAGUCAGAGCAGCCGAAGUGUUAGAGAUAAAAGAUUCCCUGUACAGAAAGUCACCCGAGGUCGCUCCUUUGGCCAAAACAUCUGCAGCUGAGUCACCUGUGGUUUUGUCUGACUCUUCCUUUGGCAUCUCGGCCCUGCUGGCUCCGGCCCUACACCUGAAGCCGAAGAACGAAGGACCACCGGGAAACCGGCUAUUAGUGGUGACUCCAUUCGUAUUGGAAGCUGCAGCAACGAAAGAAGCUGAGGAGAGGGCCUUUUACUCUCAGAAUGAUUACAAGUCUAAAGCACCACGUUUACUGUUUAACCUGAAGGACAUCCGAAAACGCGUGAAGAGCACUUACAGCCCCUCGCCUCUCCCAAGAGGCCUGGAGGACAAAAACAAGCUAAAAGGCCAGGCCCACCUGAAAGCAGAUGUUAUGGCAACCAGUGUGUUGGAUUAUAGCAAUAAAGACAUACUUGGUGGUGUUGAUAAAGUUAAUAUAUUUGAACAAAUGGACUACAUUCAGGAAAAGGACAAUUUCACCAGUUUAAAUGAGAAUUUUAUCAGUGAUGAUGUAAUGUUGAGCUUAUCAAAGUCAAGGGCAGGUAUUUUAAAGUAUCAAAAUAAGAAUCAUUUGCAGCAAAGUAAUUCAGUAUACCCAGAGGGCAUUGAGGUGAUUUCUGUGCACGAACACAAUAAAACUCAGCCUGCUUCUUCAUCCAAACCUUUCCUGACAGAGGUGGCAGCCGUACAGCAGGAGGACAGGCAGGAACAUAAAUAUGAAAAAGUCACUUUGGGUCAAGAUGCUGAUGAAUCAACUAAAAAUCUGUUUUAUCCAGCUGAAGGAAACAGAAGCAACAACGGAACCCAGGCCUGCUCCUCGACUGAAAAUGGCCCCCAGGGCAGAAGAAGCCCCGGCCCUUCUGAACAACCGGUUUUUACCAUGGCAGGCCAGCCUUUCCACGGGACGCCCUGUUCUCUGAUGCAGCUCUUCCAGAAAGCCUGUCUUCAAGAAAGCCAGAGAAGGCAGAAUGGCGUGGAUGGAGAAGAGCAGCAGGGCCGCCAAGAGAGAGAGAAAGCCAAGACAAAGGAUCUGCAUGACCACCUGCUCAGCAACUGUGGUUCUGCUGUGGAUGAAACAGACAAGGGGAAGGAUGAACAUGAGGAUGUCCCGCAAGAGGUGGCGUUGGAGGAGAAGGAAGAAGACGGCUGGAGAAGCACCGACUGCAAGGCGGAAAGCAAGGCUGGAGAGCCCCUCACGCCAGCCAUGUCAAGCCUGUUGAAGCCCACUCUGUUCACGAUUAAAGACAACACAUUUAAGUCGCCCCCUGUGACCAGAGCAAUCAAGCUGCCUCUGCUCAGGUCUUUGUCCUGUGAGGGAGCCGCUCCGAACGCCCUGGAGAGCCCCAAGAAUGCCAAGACAGACAGAGAG
Molecule: messenger RNA, 3182 nt
Organism: Crotalus tigris (Tiger rattlesnake)
Lineage: Eukaryota; Metazoa; Chordata; Lepidosauria; Squamata; Viperidae
Product: cardiac-enriched FHL2-interacting protein-like
Exons: 3
Biological process (GO): positive regulation of calcineurin-NFAT signaling cascade
Cellular component (GO): Z disc
Source: RefSeq, a predicted model, not a curated record